Molecule: messenger RNA, 1586 nt
Organism: Physeter macrocephalus (sperm whale)
Lineage: Eukaryota; Metazoa; Chordata; Mammalia; Artiodactyla; Physeteridae
Product: putative HLA class I histocompatibility antigen, alpha chain H
Biological process (GO): positive regulation of T cell mediated cytotoxicity; immune response; antigen processing and presentation of endogenous peptide antigen via MHC class I via ER pathway, TAP-independent
Cellular component (GO): external side of plasma membrane
Molecular function (GO): peptide antigen binding; signaling receptor binding
Source: RefSeq, a predicted model, not a curated record
AUGUCCCUGCGCGGUGUGAAAUGUUGGACAGAGUUCUCACCUCCUUGUCCGGGACCUGGCUUGCCUCGUGCUUGUUCCCUUCACCCGCGGCCUAUAGGACGCUCCCUGCCUUGUGCUGGUUGGCAGCCAAAGCAUCAGGAGUUACGGUGUCUUGAUCUUUGGAGUCGAUGCCGCUCAGCAAGCCCCUGCCUGAGCCCUCCCUGCUUUGUCUACCACAGAGCCUCCAGAGCACAGGUGACACACCACCCCAGCCCUGACGGAGAGGUCACCCUGAGAUCUUGGGCCCUGGGCUUGUACCCAGAGGUCACCCUGACCUGGCAGCAUGAUGAGGAGGACCAGACCCAGGCCAUGGAGCUUGUAGAGACCAGGCCUUCAGAGGACAGAACGUUCCAGAAGUGGGCAGCCCUCGUGUUGCCUUCUGGAGACGAGCAGAGACACACGUGCCACGUGCAGCACCAGGGGCUGCCUGAACCCCUCUUCCUGAGGUCCGGUCCGUCUUCCCAGCCCGACAUCCCCCUCAAGGGAGCAUUUGCUGGCCAGGUUCUCCUUGCAGCUGCUGUCGGUGGGGUUGUGUUUGCAGGAGUUUAGGUUGCUGGAACUUUGCCUGCAAGAUCUGUGUUCUAGAACAACAAGAACUCAGGUUAGGAAGGGAUUCUGGGUUUCAUUGUUCUGACCCAAGCGUCUCUCACCUCAGGGGUGAACUGCAACUCCUGUCCUCGUGACUUCUGGAGCCAACGUGCAGACAUCCUGUUGUGCAGCAAAGCCUGGAGGGACCCUGGCUGGUGGAAGGCCCGCUGAGAAAGUGCAGGUGAGCUGGGAGGCUGGGGACCUGCUGGGUCCCCUGAGCCCCAGUUCCAGGUCAGGCCAGUGUACGUGGCUGCCUUUGGACUCCAGGACCUUGAUCUAAGUUCAGCUCCCCUUCUCCUCUGUGAGGGUUCCAGGAGCAGGGCCACAUGAGGCCCAGAAAGUACCAGAUUGCCUGGGGAAUGGGUCUCUUUCUAGUGGGACAAAAAUUCUCAGGUCCGUCUCCUGCAGGAUCCUAAAUUUUUUUACAGAGAUGAAGUAGUAUUAAGCCCAGUCCUACAAUGAACUGGCAAAUCUGAAGGGAGAGUGUAACCUGCAUGUGUGUCUGUCAGUGUGUGUUCACAUGGGUAUAGAAAUGUGUGUGGAUGUUUGUGUAUAUGUGUGUGGGUGAGUGUACACAAUCAUGUGUGGGCCUCUGUGUGUGUAUGUGUGUUUUUGUGGUGUGCGGCUGUGCAUUGCUCUGAUGCGUCCUCAUCCUGGCCCCCACCCUGGCCUUCUCCAGGUGCCCCUCUCACCUCAGGGGACAUAAGAGACAGAACAGCUCUCCAUGUGCACAUGAGUAAGAAGUGGCUGAGGUGAGGAGUGUUGGGGAGAAGUGGUCCUCAUCCUCUCGGAAGAAAGAAACAGGAGCUCCAUGCGUGGACUCUCUUCCUUCCCAGGAUUUUGCCUUAAUAAAUGUGUCAGAUACCAUUUUAAGGGACUUACAUGAAUCAAAUCCUUUAAAUCUCAUAAGAGUCCUGUGAGAUAGGGACAGCUAUCAACCCCACUUUACAGACAAGGAA